GCCACUCGCACUCGUUUUCUGUAGCUCGUUGUGAGUGGAUUUACCUGGAGUGUGUGACGGCGCUUUUCCAAGUGAUUUUUCUCUAUUUGUGAAAAGAAUUCUAGAAAAUUAUUGAAUUCACAAAAGCAGUUCGUGCUUAAAUGUGCAUAUAAAGCAAAACCAACAAAAUAAUAUCAAAAAGUUGAAGAUAAAUUGUGCAAAAGCACUCAGGGCCGCAGCUGUCCACUUAAGUGCAGUGUAGCAACAACAAACACAUUAGAGUGCUAUUAAAAAGUAUAAAAUUGAGAACAAUUUCUGAUUUUCACAGCAAUUUUUUUUGGUGGAGUCAAAAGCAAUUCAUCUCGCUAAACGUCAGUUUCUUUGAGCUAACGCCGUUUCGAGUGGAGCUAAGUGCACUAAGAAAUUACAACAACGAUAAUUGAAUAAUAUACACUAAAACAUUGUUGGCAUAGCUGGGUGCUUACGAAUCAGAUAUUCUCCUGGUUGGAUUGUAGACUCUUGUCGUCAACAUAGCGAGGAAAUCGCGUCAAAUGUCCACUGGGGUGGCGGUGGCUGGCAGCGCCGAUGGCACCGUAACUGUGGUUACCACCACGGCCAACGGCGCGGAUGAGCACAAUGCCGCCAAUACGUCCACAGCCAGUGCGGGUGCCAGUGGCGCAGCAGGCAAGUCGGGGCAAAUAACUUUAACGCCACGUUUCACGCAAGAGGAGAAGGAGAUACUCUACAGCCUCUUCCACGAGCACGAAGAGGUCAUCGAUAUAAAAUUCCGGAAGAAGCAGCGUUCCAAAUAUUCGGUGCGCGAUGCCUGGGAGAAAAUUGUGCACGAAUUCAAUACGCAUCCGGGUGUUAGUGCUAUGCGGAACCUCAAGCAAAUUCAAAAAUUCUGGCUAAAUGCAAGACUGCGCAAGCAGUAUCCCUUCCGUCCCAAUGGACAGAAGGACGCGAAUAGCUCACAAACAAGCAUCGAUUCAGAUCGCGCAGAAGUGGUAAAUCACCAGAUCAAGGAUGAACCCGAUUUCCAGGUCAACAACAUGGACCCCGAUGAGCAUGGCAGCCAGAAUGAGGCAUUCGAAGAGAUCGAGAUGGAUACCAGUGACGGCGUGGGACAGCUGGAACAGGAACCUAUAGAUCCGUUGCAGCAGCAACAGCAACAAUUACAACAACAACAGCAGCAGCAGCAGCAACACCAGCAACAGGUGCUACAGCAGCAUGUGCAACAACAACAACAACAGCAGCAGCAGCAGCAGCAAACACUGCAGACACAACAGAUAUCGGUGGAUCAAAUUAGCGCCGAGAAGUUGACACUCAACGAUUUGCUACAAUUCAAAACAACGCGUCCACGCGAAGACAUCAUACUGCAGAUAAAACAUCCCGUUGAUUCCAACACCACCCACAUUACCAUACCAUCGCCAACGCGCAUUACCAUACCCAGCCAGCAUCAGCCGCAGCAGCACACCAUCACCGCCAUGCCCGCGACGGCCUACAAUCAGCAGAUCAUCAGCGAGAUCAAGCCGCAGCAAAUAACACUUGCCCAAUACCAAGCGCAGCAGUUGCAACAGCAGCAGCAGCAGCUUGCCCAACACCAGCUCGCCGUCGCCGCACAGCAGCAACAACAACAGCAGCAGCAGCAACAGCAUCAAAUAAAGAUGCAAUUGCAAUCACCAGCGACCGCACAGUUCGCAACUGCAACGCCGACCUUCACUUGCACAACACUACACGCUCUGCCCGUGGCCACAGCACCAGCGCCAGCACCCGUCGUGCCGACUGUGAGUGUAAGCAACGCCGCAGUGGCAGCAACGACGCCGGGAAACACCACCAUCACGGUGGAGUCGUUUGAGGAGAAAGUGCAGUACUUCCGCCUGAAGGAGGCAGAGCUGCGCUACAAAGAGACGCAGGUGGCAUUGGAACAGAAGAAAAUUGAACUCAGCCGCGCUCAAGAGGACUUGAAGCAUUUGCGUGAGGUGCAUCGCCUGCAGGUAGAGGAGCUGAAGAUGAAGAUACGCAUUUUGCAGGAAGAGGAGAAACUGCUGCGCAAGAGUCCCAGCGCAGUGCAGGUAUAGAACGGGGAUGGUUGGCCACAGCAAUGUGGGGGAGUUGAGUGGAGGAGAGAGAGUAUUGAUUAUGCAUUAUUGGUUAUCUAAUAAGAUAUUGGUUAAGUUUUUCUUUGGUACUAGAAAUAAAAUUUUAAAUCUAUACAUAAAUUUAUACAAGUACUAGUUUUCUAAUGAUAAUGCAAAGAGAAUUUCAAAUUGUUACUUUUUGGCAUUUGUCUACGCGGAAUAAAUCUGUGGACUUUAGUUGUACGAAAGAUACGUAUUGCUGAGUGUUUCGCAAAGGAAUGUAAUCUAAAUUAACGUAAAAGCGUCGCAACGACGAAAACAAAUCGAAUUGUAUAUACUAAGUUAUUUAUCUCGAAUUACUGAAACUAAUAAAGAGAAACUGACGCUCAUUUCAACGUGAAUAA
Molecule: messenger RNA, 2464 nt
Organism: Zeugodacus cucurbitae (melon fly)
Lineage: Eukaryota; Metazoa; Arthropoda; Insecta; Diptera; Tephritidae
Gene: z
Product: regulatory protein zeste
Exons: 3
Coding region: 531-2060 (509 amino acids)
Source: RefSeq, a predicted model, not a curated record